GGUAUGCGCCACGACCCACGACUACUCGAUAUGGAAUACACUGACGACGGAGCAUGAUGAUGGUGGAGGCUGAGGAGAGGGAGGAGUACAUCAACGUGGUGGAUAGCGAUGAUGAGGGGCUAGGAGAGAGUAUCCAUGGCGACAGCAUCCUUGGAGAUUUUUCGUCAGACGAUUCCGUAUCGGACGUCAGCUCGCUACCGGCUUCCUCCCCGAGGGAGACGACCACGACCCCCUCCCCCGCGCGCCGCUGCCGCACGCACUUCUCCCCCGUGCAGCAGGAGCGCCUCGAGCGUUACUAUGGCGACAACGCGUACCCGGAUCGCGGGGAACUCGACGCGUUGGCUUCGCGGAUUGACCUCAACGCGAGGACGCUGCAGACGUGGUUCCAGAACCAACGCGCCCGCCAGAAGAGGGCGCUCAACAACGGCCGACGCUCGGCCGCCGCGAGCCCAGCGAAGUCGACCGAUUCAGCCGCCGCCGGCGGCGCCCCCUACGUGCCGAUGACGGAGGUCCUGAUCCCGAACUCGCCGAGUCUGCUUCCGUAUCUGCCGCCGGAGCUUCGACCGCUGCCGACGAUGCCGUAUCCCGCGCGCGCGCCGCAGAGGCGCCCCCUGGCGAUGGGAAUCCCCGGCGUUCUCUACCCGAACGCGCGGCGACCGAUCGUGCUGCAGCCUCUCUCCGUCGCGCCGUUGCCGCCGACGAUCGCAUCCCCGCCGAUGAUGCAGACGAUGUCUCGGUCGUGUCCCGCGUCGCCGGCGGCGCCAUCCGGUGCGGCGUUUGCGAAGCUUUCGCUGCGUGACGGGUCGCUGACGCGUCCGCUCUUCGUCAAUACGGUGCUGCCCCCUUACAUGAUGCCGUUCAUGAAGGGGCACGCCGCCGCGAUGGGUGUUCCUGCGCUACUGCCGCGGUUGCCGCGGGCGACGAUGUCGUAUUAGUCGACCGACCAAUCACGGCGCUUGACUUCGCUCGUGCUCCAAACGCGCAAAUUCGUAUGAUUCGAAAAUUUCGACGAUUUGGCUCGCCUCGCGAAAUGUUCCGCGAGUCGGUUGGCAUCGGAGGUGCCCCCUAUCUGUGCGCGUGAGUCGUAGCUUCGCUAAGUGAUCAUCAAUCGUGGCAAUAUGACAUAAAUCCUGGUUUUUCUCGCGGUUUCUUGUUUAUUUUCGAUAAUUUUGAUGUGCCACGCAUGCAUGCGUUUACCUGCGGUGCGUGCGUGCGUGCGUUACGAGUUAUAAUUAUAAAUUAAUGUUAUAUUAUAUAUAUUUUUUGUAUAAUCGCUAUUCUGUAAAUAUGGGAAUGAGCAAAAUGCUUGUGUAAUUAUUGCUAAUAAAUAUAAUGGCGCGUUGAAUACGUGUGCUUACAAUGCAA
This is a messenger RNA of Priapulus caudatus, 1365 nucleotides long. RefSeq names its product homeobox protein prophet of Pit-1-like. Gene Ontology annotation, molecular function: RNA polymerase II cis-regulatory region sequence-specific DNA binding; DNA-binding transcription factor activity, RNA polymerase II-specific. Gene Ontology annotation, biological process: regulation of transcription by RNA polymerase II. The transcript is spliced from 2 exons. The record is from RefSeq and is a predicted model, not a curated record. NCBI's taxonomy places the organism in Eukaryota, Metazoa, Priapulida, Priapulimorpha, Priapulimorphida, Priapulidae. Gene Ontology annotation, cellular component: nucleus. Bases 54 to 935 code for a protein of 293 amino acids.